Messenger RNA from [Torrubiella] hemipterigena, 1621 nucleotides. The record is from the annotation of a GenBank genome assembly. Lineage: Eukaryota; Fungi; Ascomycota; Sordariomycetes; Hypocreales; Clavicipitaceae.
AAACGCCAGCCAAACCGCACCUUCAAAUCUAACAGCCUCAAAGCCAGUCUCUUUCAUCACCAUGCUGCUCGCACGAACAUCCUUGUGUAAAGUCAAUCAACCUCGUAUACUGAUGGCUAUUACUAUUCAUUUGACCAUAAUAGUCCUCUGAAAAAAAGCAAUACAGGGAGCCUAAACAAAAACAAAACUAGGAUGGAGCAUCUAGCGCUCAAUGCACAUGUUAGCCAUUUGUUAACGGUACCCUCUGCUAUCAAAGACCACCUCUCACAGACACCACAAAAAGAGCGACGUCCUGUAGUCCAGUCAAGCUUUCUUCUCCCGCCACUCUAUUUUAGCGCCUGGAAUCAUUUCGAACUUCUAGAAAAGCCAGUCGGACUUUGGCUUUGCACCCGCGCGCCUACUCUCCGGCCCGGGUGCCGGCAAGCGCUAACCCGCUCCGCCCCGGUCCGGCCGGGACGCCCACCACCUCAACAAGAUAAGACCUUUUUUCAACAACGGUAAAAUUCCACACGCAACCGUUAUUUGUCAACGGUGCUUUUGCAAACUAUUAAACCUUGUCACGCGCCUCUCUCGAUUACUACCAACUCCGUCCUACAACCUCUGCGCAAAGCCUCCCGUACCAUCUACGCACCAAUGGCACCCAAACAGUCAGGGGUUCCUGGCUUCAAGCCGCUGUCAGACCAAGUCUUCAUUCGCGACGGCACCGCUGAAUCCAGCACGGCGACAAACGAGCCCGAUGUCGUCAUGAUCUACGGCUGGGGCGACUGUCUACCUCAACACGUCGUCAAAUAUGCCAUUGGUUACCGCGAGCUCUUCCCACACGCCAAGCAGGUCGUCGUGCUGUCGCCCAUCGCUAAAGCCAUGUACACAAGUCUCGAACAGCGCUCGUCGUCCAUGACGCCCAUUGUAAAGGCCAUCUUCCCGUCAGAUGGCGCAGCAGCCGGCAAGAUCCUCGUUCAUGCCAUGUCCAACACCGGCGCCAUCAACUUUGCCGCCACGCUCAACCAGUACCUCAGCAUGUACAAGAAAGCCAUGCCGCACAACCUCUUUGUCAUGGACUCGACGCCCGGUGGAACAGACUUUACCUGGUCGAAUCUGAAGCGAUGGUCGCGGGCCAUGGCGCUUGGCACGGCAAAGUGGUUUCCGUGGCCUUUUGUCUUUACACAAUCCAUUUGGGGUCUGUUCCUCAUGCUCAAUACGCUGUACCUGUUUAUCAGGAGACGCAAGCAUGCUGGUGCAUGGAGCAGAGUCGCUGCCAAUGAUGAAAAGUACGCUGUCAAGAGUGCGCGCAGGCUCUACAUGUACAGCAAGGAGGACGAUCUGAUUGGCUACCAGGACAUUGAGGAGCAUGUUGCUGAGGCCAAGCAAAAGGGCUACGCUUGCGAUGCGACUGUGUUUGCGGGUAGUGGCCACGUCGGCCACAUGAGAGAACAUCCUACGCAGUACUGGGAGGCUAUUAGAGAAUCAUGGGAGCAUGCUAACAGCGAGUAGACCUUUUGCAUUUGCUGGGCCUUUGCUUGUUUCUGUAUAUUAAUCGCUCACGCAGUGUACACUAUAAUAGAAUCCUUCAUUAGACGGUCUUGACUACUGGGACCUUUGCAUAUACUCUUUAACGGUUUAA